Cavenderia fasciculata is the source of this 1218-nucleotide messenger RNA. RefSeq lists its product as uncharacterized. Gene Ontology annotation, cellular component: ribosome. Gene Ontology annotation, molecular function: structural constituent of ribosome. NCBI's taxonomy places the organism in Eukaryota, Evosea, Eumycetozoa, Acytosteliales, Cavenderiaceae. Gene Ontology annotation, biological process: translation. The record is from RefSeq and is a predicted model, not a curated record. The transcript has 2 exons. Bases 1 to 1218 code for a protein of 405 amino acids.
AUGGAUGGAGUGGUGUAUUCUCCGCCGAUGAAGUCGAUCUUGCUCGACCAACGCUUGACGGAAAGAAUUGAAAACGAACGUUUGGAAAAGGAAAGACUGGAGAAUGAACGCUUGGAAAAGGAGCGUAUUGAACAAGAGAGACUUGAAACCGAACGCUUGGAACAAGAAAGACUUGAAAACGAACGUUUGGAACAAGAGAGACUCGAGAGUGAACGCUUGGAAAAGGAAAGACUCGAAAACGAGCGUUUGGAAAAGGAAAGACUAGAAAAGGAGCGUAUCGAACAAGAAAGACUCGAAAACGAACGUUUGGAACAAGAAAGACUCGAAAAUGAACUUUUGGAAAAGGAAAGAGUGGAAAAUGAACGUUUGGAAAAGGAGCGUAUCGAACAAGAAAGAGUGGAAAAUGAACGUUUGGAAAAAGAAAGACUCGAGAAUGAACGUUUGGAAAAGGAAAGACUAGAAAAUGAACGUUUGGAACAAGAGAGACUCGAGAAUGAACGCUUGGAACAAGAAAGACUUUCCAAGACCCCAGGUCCAGGUGCUCAAUCUGUUUUGCGUUUUCUUGCCCGUUCUGGCAUGAAAAUCGGUAGAAUUGAAGAUGACAGAACUAACAAUAAUAAUGCUAUCCUUACCCGCAGUGCAACGUAUUCAGAUUUUCGUCUUUUAUUCAGGAUUGGAUCUUUCCUCAAGACGGACUCUGAUACUUUACAACAAGUCCUCAUUGGUCCAAAAGACGAUGGAUAUGUCUUGGGAUUGUGUAUCGAAGUUGAUGAAAAGCAUCGUUUCUUCUUGGGAAAGCUCCCCAAUAGUCAGUUUGGUGAGCCAAACUAUUAUUCAAGUAAGCACUACACCAGUCUGCUGCGCAUUUCACACUUGUUUGUGCACCAAUUCGGUGACCAAGAAAAGGCCAUCCAAGGGAUUCAACGCCUCAUCUUCAAGACCCUGAACCGAGAAGCCAAACACAGAGCUUGUCAUGUUCUCACAUACACCAGUACUUCAGUUUCAGGUAUCGAGGAAUCAUCCAAGCGACUAUUCUUUUUUGGUGAUCAUUCAAGUAUCUCUGACGUAACAUUACCGUCCUGUACAAUGACAUUUUUUGAUAAUUAUAUCAAACAACCUAUUAGAGAGAUAGUCUUGGUUAAAGUAGAUUCGUUCUUGGUACUAUAUUACAUUUGUGAAUGUGGUAAUGGCCAUCUGGUUGUUUGUGGACAACCCUGA